GUAGAGGAAGAUGUGGAUGAGUGUCACAAACAGGAGUGGAUUAGAAGCUGUGUUGUGGAUGAGAGUGGCCAGGAGGAAUCAAAAUGAACGUGAAUGGAUCGUGACAAAAGGAGGCAGAGUGGGAACUGCAAUGGAGGCGUUACCUAGUCAAAGGAGGAAUCCGGAGCCACCUGUAGCCUCAAGACAAAGAUGAAGGUGGUGGGGUGGAGUGACGGGGGUGAGAAGAUAAGAUAAGGGUGAGAUAACAGUGGAUGGUGCAGCAGGAAGGUUGGGAACUUGGGUCUUGGGGAGCAAGGAAGGCGGCCAACAACACGCCGACUGUGAGGUGAUGUGUUCCCAAGCCGCCACAUUGAAGGAGGAGGAGGAUGAGAAGCUGGCCUCGUGGGAUCCCCGCCAAGAGGACUACCUGGGCGAGUGGAGGACAAGACCUGGCUACCCUUUCCCUCUCCCACACACCAGAGGAGCAGGGCCAGGCAGGGACGGGGGACACAGACCUCGUGGGUUGUACAUCAGUAACCUGCCUGGGACGAUGACUGCGGAGAGCGUGAGGCGGCUGUUUGGAGAGCACGGUGUUGUGGAGAGUGUAGUGAUGGGACGACCUGGUCCAGACGCCUCACAGCCACGGUGGGCCAUUGUCAACCCACACAGCACCAGAGACGCAGUGGCCAUGCUUGGGGCGCUGCAUGGCCGACCACCGCUGUGCCUCAAGGUAACUCCAGCCACCACACCAGAGGAGAAACAGCAGCAGCAGCAGGAGAGGCAGGCACAGCAGCACUUUCUGGAGGAGUUGAGAAGAGACCUGAAAGCAGCAAGUGCUGAAAACAGCACACCUGUAGCCACCACAAGCAGUGAUGGUCCUGCCAACACCAAUACACUAGCAUCUGCUGUCACCACCACUGACACCACCACCUCUCACAAUGAAGUCAGUGAAGUGCCCUUCGAAAUGGGUCAUGGUGUGGUGGUGGUGGACCACCGCCCUGCCCUGCCCUGUGUGAGCUGUGGGGCAGCCGGCCAGCUGGUGUGUGCUGGUUGUGGGGCAUGGUACUGCAGGAGGCUGUGUCAGGCAGCACACUGGCCACUCCACAGCACCAACUGCUCCAUGGUCCCUGGCUCUGUCUCUCCCUCCCUGCGUGAGUACUGGGGCACCUCUGGAUGAGGCACAGU
This is a messenger RNA of Portunus trituberculatus (swimming crab), 1164 nucleotides long. RefSeq lists its product as uncharacterized. The transcript is spliced from 9 exons. The coding region runs from base 329 to 1156 and encodes 275 amino acids. The record is from RefSeq and is a predicted model, not a curated record. Gene Ontology annotation, molecular function: RNA binding. NCBI's taxonomy places the organism in Eukaryota, Metazoa, Arthropoda, Malacostraca, Decapoda, Portunidae.